Molecule: messenger RNA, 616 nt
Organism: Ruditapes philippinarum (Manila clam)
Lineage: Eukaryota; Metazoa; Mollusca; Bivalvia; Venerida; Veneridae
Exons: 2
Coding region: 140-601 (153 amino acids)
Source: RefSeq, a predicted model, not a curated record
UUACGAGUUACAGUUGUCGGUGAAAAAAUAUCGCAUAUGCUUAGGAGCAAAUUUUCUACUUGAAAAUUAUACAAAUUAAUAAAACGAGUAAAAUAUUUAAAAAAAAUAAAAAAACGACAUAAUUUAUAUAACAGAUAUCAUGAACUCGUUAUUAUAUCAGCCUAGAGAAGGUGUAGAGUUCACACAAAGAUCAGAGAUUCCGUUGUUAAAAGUGCAAUAUAGCACAUUUCAGACUGCAUUAUUUUGUUUGGUCAGGGACUGGCUGAAAGGCAAGGUCGGUGUUGGUGCACCGGAGGAGGAAUCCGUAAAAAAUGAUAUCACAGAAGUAAAUGACGCUGUAAAUGGUGAUGGACUUAAAGACGUCUUGGACGAGGAGACAAAACCUGUUUACGACGAAAUGGUGAAAAUAAAAGUACCAGGACAUCUUAAAGUAGCUACUUCACAUCGAAAAUGGUUAAGACUCACAUACGAAUUACUCCAAAAGAUAGGUGUCACAUUCUCUGACAAAAUGACAGCCCUUGUCCGCAAGCACGAUCUCAGUAAAUACACACACCGAGAAGUCCUGGGAUAUGCUGUAAUGUUUGGAGAUGGUUCUUAUUGACUGGAGACAGUUGGA